AUGCGGACGUGUUGCUGUCCUGUGUGUGUUGCAUCCUGCCCACGUGAUUCUCUUUGUGGCCAGAUGGGUUUGUAUGGACAGGCUUGUCCAUCUGUAACUUCAUUAAGGAUGACAUCUGAACUGGAGAGCAGCCUAACCUCUAUGGACUGGUUACCACAGCUCACCAUGAGAGCAGCCAUCCAAAAAUCUGAUGCUGCACAAAAUGCACAUGGAACAGGAAUUUCCAAGAAGAAUGCACUCCUUGACCCAAAUACAACCCUGGACCAGGAAGAAGUCCAACAGCACAAAGAUGGGAAACCUCCAUACAGUUAUGCCAGCCUCAUUACAUUUGCAAUUAAUAGCUCACCCAAAAAGAAAAUGACUCUGAGUGAGAUAUACCAGUGGAUUUGUGAUAACUUCCCAUAUUAUAGAGAGGCUGGCAGUGGUUGGAAGAAUUCCAUCAGACAUAAUCUGUCACUGAACAAAUGUUUCCUUAAAGUGCCUCGAUCCAAGGAUGACCCUGGAAAGGGGUCCUAUUGGGCAAUAGACACCAAUCCGAAGGAAGAUGCACUGCCUACUCGGCCAAAGAAGAGAGCACGAUCUGUAGAACGGGCCUCAACUCCAUAUAGCAUAGAUUCAGAUUCUUUGGGAAUGGAGUGUAUUAUUUCGGGAAGUGCCUCUCCAACUCUGGCAAUCAACACUGUGACUAACAAAGUAACAUUGUACAACACUGAUCAGGAUGGUAGUGAUAGCCCACGCAGUAGCCUUAACAACAGUCUCUCAGAUCAGAGUUUGGCAUCCGUUAAUUUGAACAGUGUUGGAAGCGUGCAUAGUUACACACCGGUGACAAAUCAUCCAGAACCAGUUUCUCAGUCAUUAACGCCUCAACAGCAGCCACAGUACAACCUUCCAGAACGAGACAAACAAUUACUUUUCUCAGAAUAUAAUUUUGAAGAUCUCAGUGCCUCAUUUCGGAGCCUUUAUAAGUCAGUUUUUGAGCAAUCACUUAGUCAACAAGGUUUGAUGAACAUCCCUUCCGAAUCUUCCCAGCAGUCCCACACUUCUUGUUCCUAUCAGCACUCUCCCAGCAGUACAGUGAGCUCUCACCCACACAGCAACCAAAGCAGCCUGACCAACAGUCACGGCAGUGGCCUCAACACCACGGGCAGUAAUUCGGUUGCACAGGUCUCACUGUCACAUCCCCAGAUGCACACACAGCCGUCUCCACAUCCGUCCCAUCGACCGCAUGGUUUACCGCAGCAUCCACAGCGUCCCCAGCACCCAGCACCACACCCACAGCAACACAACCAGCUCCAGUCACCUCACCCCCAGCACCCGUCUCCACACCAACACAUACAGCACCAUCCGAACCACCAGCAUCAGACGCAUCAGACGUUGACACAUCAGGCACCUCCACCCCCACAGCAGGUAUCCUGUAAUUCUGGUGUUUCAAAUGAUUGGUAUGCAACACUUGAUAUGCUCAAAGAAAGCUGUCGAAUUGCCAGCAGUGUUAAUUGGUCAGAUGUAGACCUCUCACAGUUCCAAGGUUUGAUGGAGAGUAUGAGGCAGGCAGAUCUCAAGAACUGGUCUUUAGAUCAGGUUCAAUUUGCUGAUCUCUGUUCUUCUCUUAAUCAGUUCUUUACACAAACUGGCCUUAUCCACUCACAGAGUAAUGUACAGCAGAAUGUCUGUCAUGGUGCCAUGCAUCCAACAAAACCUUCCCAACACAUCGGAACAGGAAAUCUGUACAUAGACUCCAGGCAAAAUCUCCCUCCUUCAGUGAUGCCACCCCCUGGUUAUCCUCACAUCCCACAGGCACUCAGCACUCCAGGAACAACGAUUGCAGGCCAUCACGGAGCCAUGAGCCAGCAGCACAUGAUGCCUUCCCAAGCCUUCCAGAUGCGGCGCUCUCUGCCUCCGGAUGACAUCCAGGACGACUUUGAUUGGGAUUCCAUUGUGUAG
Molecule: messenger RNA, 1941 nt
Organism: Rangifer tarandus platyrhynchus (Svalbard reindeer)
Lineage: Eukaryota; Metazoa; Chordata; Mammalia; Artiodactyla; Cervidae
Source: the annotation of a GenBank genome assembly